CUUAUAUGAUUAAUUAUAUGAUUUGUUUACACAGGUUUAAAUGUAAAUAUCUAAGUUUAAAAUAGCAUCACAGAGAAACAAUUAUUUAUUAUUGUGUUUAGACGAGUAUAAAUAUUUUUAAUUUGUUUGAAUAAGACACAAUUCUAUCAGGAUGGAUAUAGGUGUGCACAUGAAAUAUUUCCGGGAACUUACACAGAAAGAAAAAGAAGAAUGUCGAAAAGCAUUUAAACAGAUCGACACAAACAAGGACAGCAGACUGUCAUGGACGGAACUAAGACACGCCUCAGAUUUAUUGGGUAUGACACUCACUGAGAAACAAGCCAAAAAGAUGAUCCGAGAAGUAGACAGAAAUGGUGAUGGUUUUAUAGAUUACAAAGAAUUUGAGACAAUAAUGAGUAAAAACAGCAAACCUAUAUGUUUAAUAGACUAUGAAGAUGAAGUCUUGCGACAAGCUUUUGACAACUUUGAUAUAGAUAAAAAUGGAGAAAUUACAAAAGAGGAAUUGAUAAUGGUGCUACAAUCUCUUGGUACAGACACAGCAGAAAUGGAUGCAUCGGAAAUGUUAAGGGAGGCAGAUUUGAAUGGAGAUGGAGUUAUCAGUUUUGAAGAAUUUGCAAGAGUAGCAGCCCAACAACGAAUGUGAAUAUAGAGGACGAUGUUGAAUAUGUUUUGUUUAAAUAAAAAAAAGAAGAGGAUAUCAAGUGAAUAACAUGUGACUUCAUAUAUAUAGAACACGAUCUUUAACGAAAAUUAUUUUUUUCCAAAAAAAAAUUAUGUUGCGGUCCAAGAAAAUAUGUCCGAAUAAAAAAAAAGGUUAAAAAAUCGUUUGUUUUUAGUAAAAGCCAUCUUGUCCAUGAACAUCAAUGUUUGUUUGCUUUUUUUGCAUACAAUAUGACGGAAUCACACAUGCAUGUACUUUCGUUUUCUUCAUAGCAUGCAAAGGCGCAACUUUAAUAAUUUAUUAUAAUAAUUUAUAGAGGAUGUUGGAUCCGUUCACCCGACGAAUUUUGUUUUAAGCUCGGGAUUUCGGGAUUGAUCUUUACGGAAUGCAGAAAUUAUUUAAUUUUUAAUUUCGGGAUGUCGGGAUAUGAAUUUCGUUAAAAUAUGUAACUCGGGAUUUCAUAUGUUUUUAAGCCGUUGUCAUUUGAUAUAAAAGUAGUUUUAUUAUUGUCAUCAUUUUUAAUUAAAUUUAAAUAUCUUU
Mytilus trossulus (common blue mussel) is the source of this 1201-nucleotide messenger RNA. Its product is annotated as squidulin-like. Bases 152 to 643 code for a protein of 163 amino acids. The record is from RefSeq and is a predicted model, not a curated record. The transcript has 5 exons. Gene Ontology annotation, biological process: regulation of voltage-gated calcium channel activity. Gene Ontology annotation, cellular component: cytoplasm. Gene Ontology annotation, molecular function: calcium ion binding; calcium channel regulator activity. Lineage: Eukaryota; Metazoa; Mollusca; Bivalvia; Mytilida; Mytilidae.